Messenger RNA from Rhinopithecus roxellana (golden snub-nosed monkey), 1268 nucleotides. RefSeq names its product EEF1A lysine methyltransferase 2 (gene EEF1AKMT2). The record is from RefSeq and is a predicted model, not a curated record. Gene Ontology annotation, biological process: peptidyl-lysine monomethylation; peptidyl-lysine dimethylation. NCBI's taxonomy places the organism in Eukaryota, Metazoa, Chordata, Mammalia, Primates, Cercopithecidae. Gene Ontology annotation, cellular component: cytoplasm. The coding region runs from base 347 to 823 and encodes 158 amino acids. Gene Ontology annotation, molecular function: protein-lysine N-methyltransferase activity. The transcript has 6 exons.
AGUCGAGAGGGCGGCCUCCCGCCGCCUAGAGGCGCCGGCCCGCUUGUCCGCUCUGCCUGUGCCCCGUCUCUAUGGCGGAGCCAACGGCCGUCCAGGACGUGGAGCGAGAUGAGCUUGGAUGCUGACGGCGGCAGUGGCGCUGAGGUGGCUGCGCUGUCGGACAAGGGCAGUCCCGGGGAGGACGGUUUCGUCCCGUCGGCCCUGGGGACCCGCGAGCAUUGGGAUGCUGUCUAUGAGAGAGAACUGCAAACUUUCCGAGAAUUUGGAGAUACAGGUGAAAUCUGGUUUGGAGAAGAGAGUAUGAAUCGACUAAUAAGGUGGAUGCAGAAACACAAGAUUCCAUUGGAUGCUUCAGUGCUUGAUAUUGGAACUGGAAAUGGUGUUUUCCUGGUUGAACUUGUUGGCAAAAUUUGGUUUCUCUGAUAUUACUGGAAUUGAUUACUCUCCUUCUGCAAUUCAGCUUUCUGGAAGUGUUAUAGAAAAAGAAGGUUUAUCUAACAUUAAGUUAAAGGUAGAAGACUUUUUGAAUCUCUCCACACAGCUGUCUGGAUUUCAUAUUUGUAUUGACAAAGGGACUUUUGAUGCCAUAAGCCUUAAUCCUGACAAUGCAAUUGAGAAGAGGAAGCAAUAUGUGAAAUCUCUCUCCAGGGUGUUGAAAGUAAAAGGCUUUUUUCUAAUAACAUCAUGUAAUUGGACCAAGGAAGAGUUGCUAACUGAAUUCAGUGAAGGAUUUGAACUUUUCGAAGAGCUGCCAACACCCAAGUUCAGCUUUGGAGGCAGAUCUGGAAACAGUGUAGCAGCAUUGGUUUUCCAAAAAAUGUGAGACUUUUUCUUGGACAAAUUCAGGUAGCUACACAGAAUCUACACAGCAAAGUCAGCCUGACACAGAAAAUCCUUGUGCAAAUAAAUGCUUAGUGAGUACACAGGAUGCACAUAUUGAAUAGAAUAUACUGGAUUGGUAAAAGAAAAUAAUAAUGAGCAUCUAAGUGGUUGGGUUUUAGAGAUCAGUCAAUAAUUUUUAAUUUUCUUUUGUAUUUGAAAUGUAAAUAGUUUUGGAUUAAAAAGAUUUCCUGUAACUGCUAAACAGUUAAAAACUUUAAAGUAGUAAAUGAGUUUAUAGAAAGCCUGUAUUCUUGAUUUUUGCGCCUUGGUAAAGUUGAAAACUAUUUAUGAAGAUUUGACCAAAUUAUUCCAGCAUCAGAAUAAUAAGCAAAACAACUUUGUUAGUGUUUUGUUAGACUAUUUAUAAAAUAUAACAAGAAAUACUA